GCGCUGGACAAGGGCUUUGAGGCGGAGGAGGGCUGGCGCGACGAGGAGCUUCGCAAGCAACGCUACAGGAAUAUAAUUGUGGGCCUCGCGACGCACGGCGGCUCGUACACGAUCGAGGUGGGCGACGGCAUGAUGAUGAGUGGCCCGUUCAGCGUGGAGGGCUUGCCUGACAUCGACCUCAGCUACCACCCGUACGCGUGCGACCUGAGCAAGCACCAGAUUCUGGUGGUCGGCGCUGCGAUGAGGGAGGUGGCGAGGAGACUCUGCGAGGCAGACGGCAAGCUGGAGACGGCGCUGGGUGAAGCAGGAAGUGGCUCCGCGAACGCGGGCAAGGAGCCGGGCGCGGAUGUCGCCGAAGCAGCAAAGGCGAGCGUGGGCGACGCGGACUGGCUGGGGCAGCUGAGCAGGGCCCCGUGGAAACUGGAGGCGAACAGUGGCCUGGCAGAGAAGUUCGCGCCGCUGGACUUCGCGAGGGCGAGGGCGAGCAAGCUGACUGCGAGG
Molecule: messenger RNA, 501 nt
Organism: Prorocentrum cordatum
Lineage: Eukaryota; Dinophyceae; Prorocentrales; Prorocentraceae
Source: the annotation of a GenBank genome assembly